AUAAGUUUCUGUUUCAAGGUUGACAUUUCACACAAUUGUCACAAUCAGAUGAUUACAAUAACAUAACCUGUAUCUUUAAAAAUGUCAGGUUUUAGUGGAGUUUUACAAUUAACCGACUUAGAUGACUUUAUCACUCCCUCUCAGGAGUGUAUCAAACCGGUCAAAAUCGAGAAGUCGAGUGCGGGAACGGGUGCUAAAAUCUCGAUACAGGAGGAUGGAUCUUACUAUCAAAUUGAAGAGGACGGUCACCGACAACAGUUGCAAAAGGUGGAGAUCACACUCUCGGAUUGCCUAGCAUGUUCCGGGUGUAUAACUUCGGCCGAAACUGUACUCGUCACACAACAAAGUCAAGAGGAAUUGCUCAGAGUUCUAAACGAAAAUAAGAAACUACGCUCGGAUGGUAAUGAGAGCGAAGCGAAGUUUAUUAUUAUCUCAGUUUCGGUGCAGCCCCUGCUUUCAUUAGCCGUAAGAUACAAUAUAACACCCGAUGAAGCUGCCGAGAGAUUGGCAGGUUACUUUAAACAUCUGGGGGCAGAUAUGGUUGUUGAUAUGGCGGUUGCUGAAAAUUUCGCUUUACUCGAGACUCGGAAGGAGUUUGUCAGGAGAUAUUUAUCGUCAACAAAUGAUGGUGUUAAAAAUGCUUUGCCAAUGCUUGCCUCCAGCUGUCCCGGAUGGGUCUGUUAUGCUGAAAAAACUCACGGUAAUUUCAUACUACCCUUUAUUUCCGUUACCAAGUCGCCUCAGCAAAUUAUGGGUUCACUUGUAAAAGAUUGGGUGUUGAAAAAUUUAGGUGUGAGAUCAGUUUAUCAUGUCACUGUAAUGCCGUGUUAUGAUAAAAAGCUGGAGGCGGCGAGAGAGGAUUUUUUCGACAAGGCUGCAGAAAGUCGAGAUGUAGAUUGUGUUAUUACCGCAAUUGAAAUUGAACAAAUGUUACAAACUAGCGGUAUUGAAUUGCACCAAGUGGAGAAGGCGAUGUAUUCAGAACCUUGGAAGAAAGACUUUGAUGCAAUUUCACCUUCAAUUAAACGACACAUCGGUUCCGGGUCUGGUGGUUAUGCGGAUCACAUUUUCCACUAUGCUGCCAAAGAACUCUUUGCGAUCGAAGACCAUGAAAUAGCAUAUAAAAAUUUAAGGAAUCCCGAUUUUCGCGAAGUCAUAUUAGAGAAAGACGGAAAGAUAUUAUUAAGGUUCGCAAUCGCCAACGGCUUUCGGAAUAUUCAGAACCUGGUGCAGAAGCUAAAACGGGGAAAAUGUCAGUACCAUUACGUGGAAGUGAUGGCCUGCCCUUCGGGUUGUUUAAAUGGUGGAGCGCAAGUGCGGCCGCGUGAGGAUAAAACCUUAAAAGAAUUAACCGCACAAUUGGAACACGUAUAUGAAUCGUUACCUGUCGAGGUUCCGGACGAAAGCAAAGUAACGCAAGAGUUAUACAAAACAUGGCUCCAGGGAAAUGAGAGCGAUAAAGCGAGUUCUAUUCUGCACACUAAUUACCAUGCGGUUGAAAAGCUUAAUACAGCUCUUAACAUUAAGUGGUAGAGAUUCGUUGUAUAAUUUUAAGAUGUUUUUUUAUUAAAAUGUUUUUCUUAAA
This is a messenger RNA of Photinus pyralis (common eastern firefly), 1585 nucleotides long. RefSeq names its product probable cytosolic Fe-S cluster assembly factor AGAP009023. Lineage: Eukaryota; Metazoa; Arthropoda; Insecta; Coleoptera; Lampyridae. Gene Ontology annotation, cellular component: cytosolic [4Fe-4S] assembly targeting complex. The transcript has 8 exons. Gene Ontology annotation, biological process: iron-sulfur cluster assembly. The coding region runs from base 82 to 1533 and encodes 483 amino acids. The record is from RefSeq and is a predicted model, not a curated record. Gene Ontology annotation, molecular function: 4 iron, 4 sulfur cluster binding.